Molecule: messenger RNA, 1331 nt
Organism: Protomyces lactucae-debilis
Lineage: Eukaryota; Fungi; Ascomycota; Taphrinomycetes; Taphrinales; Protomycetaceae
Product: t-SNARE
Exons: 3
Coding region: 128-1192 (354 amino acids)
Biological process (GO): exocytosis; vesicle fusion; intracellular protein transport
Cellular component (GO): endomembrane system; SNARE complex; plasma membrane
Molecular function (GO): SNARE binding; SNAP receptor activity
Source: RefSeq, a predicted model, not a curated record
CAUCCAUCUAUACCUCCAAGUAGCUUCGCUCAAUAGCCAGGCAAACAGAGACAGAACCCCUCGUGCGUCUUCAGCUUACCGUCUUUAAUUACAAACACACUCUCGCUUCUACUUCUCCGAUCUUGUCAUGUCUAGAAACAGACUCAACGAUAUUAGGCCAGCAGCCCAAAGCGCCUACCCAGAAAGCGGUGACUUCAGGACUGGUUCGCCCAUCAACGGGGCUUACGCCAACCGUGGUCCAGAGGGCCAGCAAUAUGGCGCAGGCGCUUAUCAGAACAAUACUACUGCCGGUGCUACGGCAGGCAACCCAUAUGCACGCUCAGGUCAGGCCGGUGCUGCCGCUCCGCAAGCGUACGAAAUGCAAACCAUGCCCACUCAACCUGUUGAGAGCAUGAAUGACUUUUACCAGCGCAUCGGUGAAGUGCGCACUGCCAUCGAGCAGUUCAACUCCAAUAUCGAUCACAUUGAAGGUCUGCACGCGCGUUCGCUAACAGAGAUUGGCGAUGAGCAGUCUGCUUGGAAUCAUCGCGAACUCGAAAAGGCUUCCACCGAGACACGCAUCUUGCAAAACAACAUCCGUGACGCCAUCAAGAAGCUCGAGCACACGACAAGCAGUAUGCAGGCCGGACCAGACAACAAGUCGCGUGUGCUGCAGACAAAUCAGACGAAGAAGAAGAUGCUCGAAACCAUCAAGCGAUUCCAGCGCGUCGAAGUGGAGUACAAGAACAAGUACCGCGCGCAGCAACGUCGACAAGUUGAAAUCACAAAUCCCAACUUGACCUCAGAGGAGAUUGAGUCAAUCGUGGACUCUGAUCAAGGGCAACAGAUCUUCGCAGAAGCCACUAUGAAGACCAACAGACACGGCGAGGCACGAUCUGCUCUCAGAGAGGUCCAGGAACGUCAUCAAGACAUCAAGAAGAUCGAGAAGACUAUCGCCGAGCUUGCCGAGUUGUUUGCAGACAUGAAUGUGAUGAUGCAGGAACAAGCACCCAUGGUCGAGACAAUCGCCGAACAGGCACAAGCAACAAAGACAGACGUGCAGGAGGGAAACAAGCACAUCGACAAAGCGGUUGUGUCUGCACGUGCCGCACGAAAGAAGAAGUGGAUUUGCUUCUGGAUUGUGGUUGUCAUCAUCGUUGCUGUGGCUCUUGGAGUGGGCCUCGGAAUUGCAAGCAGCAAGGGUAAGCUCUAGAGUUUCAGCUUGCCUAGUUAUUCUCGAUCGCCGGGCGCUCGAACUCUCGUCAACCCGGAAACGGUCUGUAGCAAGCAAGGCCUUCUGCUUUGCGCUAAGUGGCUUUUCGCAAAUAGUAAUGUUUGGUCUCUCGUCCUAG